Cornus florida is the source of this 1329-nucleotide messenger RNA. Its product is annotated as ER lumen protein-retaining receptor. The transcript is spliced from 6 exons. The record is from RefSeq and is a predicted model, not a curated record. Gene Ontology annotation, molecular function: ER lumen protein retrieval receptor activity. NCBI's taxonomy places the organism in Eukaryota, Viridiplantae, Streptophyta, Magnoliopsida, Cornales, Cornaceae. Gene Ontology annotation, cellular component: membrane; cis-Golgi network; endoplasmic reticulum. The coding region runs from base 278 to 925 and encodes 215 amino acids. Gene Ontology annotation, biological process: endoplasmic reticulum to Golgi vesicle-mediated transport; protein retention in ER lumen.
GAAAAGAAAAAAAAUGAAAAAUAGAUCUUAGCGUUAUUCUAUAUUGGUUUCGAGAUUCUGAUUCAUGAGUGGAACUGGGGUUUCCAUUGUAGUUCCCACUUUCACCGUUUGACGAACCCUUCCUUUUUACCGUUACAUUAUUCUCUUCUAUCCCGUGAAACCCAAAUUUCCUUGAAUCAAUAAUCUGUUGGGGAAAUUUUCUGGGCAGAUCUGCUUGCUGGGUUUGGGGGCAACACUUUUUUUCCGUUGAUCCAAACACAUAUAUCGAGUAGGAAAGAUGAAUAUAUUCAGAUUAGCAGGGGACAUGACCCAUCUCGCCAGUGUCCUCGUUUUGCUCCUCAAGAUCCACACCAUUAAAUCAUGUGCUGGGGUAUCGCUGAAGACUCAAGAACUCUAUGCUCUUGUUUUUGCGACUCGCUACUUGGAUAUAUUUACUGAUUAUAUCUCACUUUAUAAUACUGUAAUGAAAUUAAUCUUCUUGGGCAGCUCUUUCUCAAUUGUCUGGUACAUUCGGCACCACAGGAUUGUCCGCAGAUCUUAUGAUAAAGACCAAGACACCUUUCGCCAUAUUUUUCUUGUGUUGCCUUGUUUCCUUUUUGCCCUACUUAUACAUGAGAAGUUCACCUUCAAAGAGGUAAUGUGGGCAUUUUCCUUGUAUUUGGAAGCUGUUGCAAUACUUCCUCAGCUGGUCUUGUUGCAAAGGACACGAAAUAUUGACAAUUUGACGGGGCAAUAUGUUCUUCUUCUUGGUGCAUACCGAGCAUUGUAUAUUUUGAACUGGAUUUAUCGGUACUUCACUGAGCCUCAUUUUGUGCAUUGGAUAAUUUGGAUAUCAGGGCUUGUUCAGACGUUGCUUUAUGCUGAUUUCUUUUACUAUUACUUCCAAAGCUGGAAGAAUAACGUAAAGCUCCAGUUACCAGCAUGAGCUUGCAUUUGACAAGCUAUUGGCAGGGCAAGAAUCUCAGAAGAGCAUACACACGACAAUGCAUUUGUUUGAUAGUGCUUGGCAUUUUGGCUCUUGUUCUCUCCCCUUUUCGGGUGCUGUUGUAGGCACGUUAAGCAAGUCUUCACUUUUUCUAUUUUUUUGUUUUUUGUUAUUUAAUUUUUAGUAAUUGGGGCUUCACAACCCAAAUACCAGUUCAUAUGUAGUGUUAAAAGAGCAUUCAUUACGAUUUAUGACUGACUCAUGCAAGAUGUUCCAUAUACCACGUAGUCUACAGGGAUUUUAGUGCAUAUUCUUUAUGUGUGAGUUCAGUAUUGGAAGUUCAUUUGUUUGUAUGGACAAUUCUUCAUGUUAAUGUAUUGGCAAGGAAGAAAAUUGAUAAUGCA